UUUACCUAGUACCAGAUAAUAAUAUCGGCUGCACUUAUAUAAAUACCCAAUUAUAAACGAUGAAACACUCAGUUCUUCAGUGAUAUUCACGAAGAAUGUAUAGGGGUUUAUUUUUUUUAUCAGCUUUGGCUCUUGCCACUGCAGACCUGCCGGUAAUAGAUAAAAACGUUUUCAAAAAUUGCUCAAGGAUACCUUUUUGCUCCACUCUCCGACAUCGAGUUUUAGAAGACGCCUUAAAAUAUACUGCAGAUAUCGGAGGAUUUUCGAUUCGUAACAAUGUCGUUAACGUCCCGUUAUAUAAUUAUGAUUCAGUUUUGAAUAUGCAAUUAUAUCUUCUGGAAGGCAAUAAAGCCAGAGUUAGAAUAGCAGAAUUGGAAAAUACCCGAUUUGAGCUGGAAGACAUAGUAAUCGUAGAAGAACUCAAAAAAAAGAAACUGAAAGUAAUAUUGGAAACACAAAGUGUUUUAUUCUACUCUGAAGACUCCCAUCAUAGUAUUCGCGUCGCUAAGGGUCCUCCGUUUUUCGUGAGAUUCAUGUAUAAAGGCGAUAUUCUCGUGGUUUUGGACGCAGAACGGAUCUUCAUGCAGAGCACUAAGGAAAGUGAAGCAUUCACUUUUGGGGUUGAAUUCGACGGAUCUGAAAGACUUUACGGUCUGUUCCACCAUGCGUAUCAACUUGCUUUGAAAGAAACGAUGGACGAUUCUUCUGAUCCUUUUCGAUUCAGAAAUUCAGACUCUUGGGCCUAUGAAGCGGACUCACCCAUGGCUCUUUAUGGGACUGUACCAGCAAUAUACGGUCAUUCAGCAAAUGUAAGUUCUGGAAUAUUUCUUCACAAUGCUGCAGAACAAUGGAUAGACAUUACUUAUAAAGAUAGAAACCCUAAAGCAUAUUUUAUGGUAGAGGGAGCAGCUUUUGAUCUCUUUAUUUUCCUUGGACCCACUCCGAAAGAUCUUGUUAGACAGAUUACGGCAUUAACUGGAAAGGCACAUAUGCCACAGGUAAAUAUCACAGUUUUUCCAUUCCUAUAUUUAUGA
Leptinotarsa decemlineata (Colorado potato beetle) is the source of this 1034-nucleotide messenger RNA. RefSeq names its product neutral alpha-glucosidase C. NCBI's taxonomy places the organism in Eukaryota, Metazoa, Arthropoda, Insecta, Coleoptera, Chrysomelidae. The record is from RefSeq and is a predicted model, not a curated record. Gene Ontology annotation, biological process: carbohydrate metabolic process; N-glycan processing. Gene Ontology annotation, molecular function: carbohydrate binding; alpha-glucosidase activity.